Molecule: messenger RNA, 5202 nt
Organism: Tetrahymena thermophila SB210
Lineage: Eukaryota; Ciliophora; Oligohymenophorea; Hymenostomatida; Tetrahymenidae
Product: UvrD/REP helicase family protein
Exons: 9
Biological process (GO): recombinational repair
Cellular component (GO): nucleus
Molecular function (GO): 3'-5' DNA helicase activity; DNA binding; ATP binding
Source: RefSeq, a predicted model, not a curated record
UCUAUUUAAUUGGUUGAAAUUAAUCUAAUAUAGGUACUAUUAAUUAGGGUAAAUCAAAUAAUUUUAAUUACUAAUAAUAGUAAGUUCUUAUCAAAAAUGGACAACUAAAAUAAAUAUAGAGUAAUUAAUUAUUAGGAUUAUAAUGGAUCGGAGUGUGAGAUCAGGCCUAGCUAAGAAUAAUUAAAAGUAAUUUUAUCAGAUUUAAAUGAAGAUUAAAAAAUUAUAGCAUGUGCAGGUUCUGGUAAAACAACAACUUUAGUGAUAAGAUUAAAAUAUCUGAUAGACUAAGGAGUUUAGCCAGAAUAAAUUUUAGUCACUACUUAUAAUGUUGAUGCUGGAAAAAACUUAAAAAAAAGGGCAAAAGAAAUAAUAGGAUGCCAGUCUUGCAGGAUAGAAAUAGGAAAUAUUGAUAAAGUGGCUUUUAAAAUAUACUAAAAAUUCAUUUUGAGUGCUUAAAAGUAAUAAUCUGAUUUAAAAUCUAGUGUUAAGGAGUUUUGUAAUAAGCUUUAUCAGUUCUUAUAAACGCCUGAAGGGGAAUAAUAAGUAUUGUCAAAGUAUAAGUACUUUUUCUUUGAUGAGUUUUAGGAUGUAAAUCAAUUGUAAUAUGAUAUUCUAAUCCUUUUUAAAAAGAAAGGUAGCAACAUUACUGUUAUUGGUGAUGAUGCUUAAAACAUUUAUGGAUUCAGAGACUCAAAAUUGGAACUGAUUUAGAAAUAAAUUGAUUAGGAUGUAUUAAAAAUAACAAAUAAAAAGAUACAUGAAUACUAACUAUCUUUAAACUAUAGGUGCUCUAAGCCUAUAACAGAGUUUUCAAACUAAAUUAUAGCUAAAUCCAAAUAUUUGAUUUAAAAAGAGAUGAAAUACAACACAUAAAAGAAUUACUAAAAAAGCUAGUAGCCAUAGAUUAAGCUAUAUAAAAAUUGGGAACACUAAGUUAACAGCAUAAUUGACUAAAUUAAAUAUCUAUAAGAAACAUACUCACUUAAUGAAAUAGCUAUUCUAAGUCCAACAAAUCUUCCAUUAAGAUUCUUUGAAGAAAAGUUAGAAAAGAAUAACAAGGAGUUAAUUAAUGGAUAAAUCCCUUUUAUUUACAGAUCUUAGAGCAUUAAAGAAUUUUACUCGAUCAAUGAUGAUGAUCCCAAUGAUACAGAACCUAAGCUCACUUUAAGUACUUUGCACCAAGCAAAAGGAUUAGAAUGGAAAAUAGUAUUUUUUAUAGGGAUAAAUGAUUAGCAUUUUCCUGGAGAAUUCAUGAAUUAGAGAACAUUUAAACUAUAAAAAUUAGAAGAAUGCAGGAGAUUAUUCUAUGUUGGGUGUACAAGAGCUAUUAAUCAGCUUAAUUUUUCUAUUUUAUAAAGGAAACCAUAAGAAAAAUGUCCUAUAGUUUGUAGAUUUUUCAGUGAGAUUGAUUAAUAAUAUUUUAAAGUAGAUGAAAAUAUAAAAAAAGAAGAUUUUGCACCUAUAUAAGGCCAAGAAAAUUGCAGGCAUAAAGGUUUGGAAAAUUAGACUUAAAUAACUAAAAUUAUUGAAGAAUUCAAUUAUCAUGAUUUAGAGAAAAUAGAUAAAUAUUUAAAAGAUAUUAAAUUUUUUCUCAAGGAAGAUAUUCAUAAAAAGCCAAGUUUUGAUAUAAAGUAAAUUGCAAAAAAUAGACUUUCGGUGGAUUUAGGGAUUUAUAUUGAUAUAUUAUUUUAAAGAAUAAUUGCUGAAAAAUAUAACUCUGUCUAAGGCUAUACUUAUAGUGAUGCAGAGAAAGUCCUUUUUUCUAUAAAUUGGGCUAAUUAAAGGGCAGAGAUUGUUUUUAAAUACAAGCAAUUUUUUGAAAAUAAGAAUUUACAAUUUGAUUAGAUAGAGGAUUCAGAUGAAUUCAUAGAUGUAAUUAAUAUGUUUUAUAUCGAAAAGAGUAAGCAAACCUUUAAACUUUAAGAUAGAGAAAUAAAAGUUUUAAAAGAUAUCUAUGAGGAAUUAAAAAAAUUUAUGGCAAGAAAUAAUUUAAAUUACAGCAACGUCAGCCAUUUGUUAAUUGAAGGAAAGAAUGAUCGAGUGCUUUAGUUUUUUCCUGAAGAUUUUGAUGACAAACACAUUUAUAUAGAAAGCUAUAAAAAAUAUUGUAAUCCAAAUUACUAAACUAUGGAUAUUUUAUAUGAUAUUUACAAUGUCAGCAAAUGUGGCUAAUUAGUAAAUUUAAUAAGAAGAAGUCUUUAUAGAAACGAUUUCUAGCUAUUUAAUCCAAUAGAUUUAAAAUUAAUUAUUGAUAAGUUUUUGGAUUUUCUUAAAAAGUAAAAUUUUAAAAAGAUACAAGUUAAAAAAAGGGUAAAAGAUGAUAACUUAAUUGGUGAAAUAGAUUUUAUUGCAGAUGAUACUAUUUUUGAAAUUAAAUCCUCUUCAUCCUAUGAAGUACAAAAAGAAUACAUUAUACAGUGUUUAGCAUAUGCAUCAUUGAUGAGAAAAUAGGGUGAAAAAAUUAAUUCAAUUGCAUUUUAUAAUCCCCUGCAAGGAUAUACUUCAUUUUAUGAUAUCUCUAAUUGGAAUUAAGAAAAUGAAUUUUGUGAUUUCCUUUUUUAGACUUCUUUAAAUAAAAUUAUAGAAAAAUAAUAAUAAAGUUAAAGCUUUACCAAUGAUCCACCAAUUGAUUAAAAUGAAUACAUAUUAAUUGAAGAGGAUUAGGAAGACUCUUAAGAUUGUAUAGAAAUAUAAAGCGAAGAAUUUAGAGAUAAUUAUAAUACAUAGCAUUAUAUUGAGCAGCUCCAAGAUUAUGUGAAGAAAGAUAACUCAUGCAAUGGCAUAUAAUAAUUAAUAGAAGUAAGCGAGCACAAAAUUAAUGAAAAACUAGGGACAGAGUACAAAAAAUUGCACUUUGUAGAAAAAAUAUCAAAUGAAUUAGAAUUUUUGGAGUCAGGAAGUUAAUUUAUAAGUUCAAAUCAGAAAAAUAUAAAUUAGUUACUGGAAAAUAAAUGUGAAUUAGAUUAAAAUCAAAGUGAUUAUCAAACUGAAUAAAAGUCUUAAAAAAUUCAUUAAAAAAAUGUAAGUAAUUUAGAUUUUAGUGAUACUGAAUCAAAUUAUUCAAACAAGCAAAAUUAAAAUAUUUCGCUAUCACCUAGUAGUUUAAAUAUAACUCCAAUUAAAUUAAGCUAAGCGAUUUAGCCUGAAUAUGUUGUAAUCGAAGAUGAUUAGGAAUUAGACUUUUUAAAUAAUAGCAAAAAUUUUGAUAAAAGAACAUUAAACGAAAUGGAAAAUGAAAGAUAAAUUCAGCAAUAGUUGUUUGAAUAAAAAUAUUAAGAAAAGGUUAAUUAAAAUGUUAAUUUAUUUCUUGAAUAGUUUUCUAACAAAAUUAAUUAUCAAAACUAAAUAAUAAAUCAAUAAAAUUAAAACAUCAAUGAGUUAUAAAACUGUUCAAACUUAAAUCCAAUAAAACUUAAUAAUGAAACUGGUUUAAAUUAAAAAAUAGGUUAAAAUAGUCAAGAGAGAGAUAUUGGCAAUACAAUUCCAUUAAUAAAUGAAAAAAUUCAUAAUAGAGAAUAAAAUUAAUGUUUUUUCAACUGUAAUGAUUUAAUAUCUAUUGAAUCAUCUCAUGAAAAAGAAGAAAUUUAAAAUAACGAUGAUAUUUAAUUUGAAUAAGAUUCCUUAUCAUCUGAGCUAGAUAUAAUGUAGACCUCACAGUUAUAAAUUAAUCCUAUUAACUUAUCUGAAAUUGAUUUUAUUUAAUAAUAUGACUCUGAAUCAUAAUUGAAAACAAGCAAUAUUGGCUGUAAAAGACGAGAUAUUGAAGUUAAAAGUGAAAGUAAAAAAGGAUAUUCACAAGAUGAUGUUGAAAACAAAGAUCAUUUAAAACAAAAUUAAUAAAUCUAUAAAGAAAAUUUAAGUGAAAAAAAUUAAAUAUGUGACUAAAUUUAUGAUCAAAUUACAUUUAGUUAAUUAUUCAAUCACUCAGACUCACAUAAAAAUAAUUAAGAAUAUGAAAACAAUAAAGAAUAAGAGCAAGAUAUGAAAGAUUAAAAAGUCAGUAUUUAUUUUGAAGAUAAUCAAAAAUAACCUUAUGAACACUUUAUAAAUUGCAAUUUGUCUAUCCAGUGCUCUAUUAAUGACUAGUAUAUAAAUAAUCAAUAAUAAAAAUAUGAAGAUUUACCAUAAAUGAAACAAGAUAACUCUGAGUAAGAAUCAUAGUCAUAAUAGUAAUUUAAUGACUAAAAUGUUGAAAAAUAUAUUAUUGAAAGCUAAUUAUAAAAUAAAUAGAAUACUGUAAAUUUAAACAAAUAAUAAUCAUAAUCUGGUCUAAAAAUUGAAAGUUAGUUUAAUGUUUAUGAAUCAGAGAUAAGUAAACAAUUUUAGGUGGAAUAUAAAGAGUAAUAAUAAGAUAACUAUGGCUAGAGUGGUUAAAAUAACUUAUAUUUGAGUAAUUAGUCUAAUAAAACACAAUAAUAAAUAGAUAAAAGCGAAUUUCAAACUAACUAGGAAAAUUCUAAAAAUAAAUAAAAUUUAUAAUAAUUUAAUCAAAAUGGAAGCAAACUAAAAUUGUAGAAAAGCAACUCUGAAAAUAUUGGAAAUGGUAUGACGAAUUUAAUAGAAAACAAUUAAAUGUAAAAAAAUUUCAAUAAGAUAAUAUCUAAUUUAGACAAUUAAAAUUAAUUUUAAAAUACAAAAUAACUCACACUUUAAAAUAUGGAAUCAUUUUAAAUUUAAAACUAUUAAAAUGGAUUUGAAAAUCUUUAAAUAGCUAAUAAUUCAAAUUAUCAUUAAAAAAAUGACAUUUAAUUUUUGAAUUAACAAUAUAAUAAGAAAAAUUAUCAUUUAGCUUCUCAUGAAAAUGAUGAAAUUAAAAACUUAUAAAGUCAUCCAUUACAAGGUGAAAUUAUAGAAUAUAAUAAUGAGAAAAAAGAAAUUGUAACAUAAAAAUGUUUAGAAGAAAUACACUAAUAAACUAAUGUUGAGAAUAUUAAUUUCCCUUAAAAUUAUUAAAUUUAAAGAUUUUAGAAUAUAAAAAAUAUAUAAAACAGUAAUUUAAAACAAUUAAACAGCAAAAGAAAAGCGAAUGAAACCAUUCACUAAUUACAAAAAGAGUUUUAAUAAGAUAUAUAAAAGAAAAUAAAAAUUGAACCAAAUUAUGAUAUUAAACAUACUCAAAUAACAUUUUGCAAAGAGCUUCUAAUAUUAUUAUCGCUCAUUUGGUUUACAUUUAUGCUUUUCAAAAAUAAAUAAUUUUAAUGA